Molecule: messenger RNA, 2297 nt
Organism: Hemicordylus capensis (graceful crag lizard)
Lineage: Eukaryota; Metazoa; Chordata; Lepidosauria; Squamata; Cordylidae
Gene: FOXD3
Product: forkhead box D3
Exons: 1
Coding region: 990-2297 (435 amino acids)
Biological process (GO): regulation of transcription by RNA polymerase II; anatomical structure morphogenesis; cell differentiation
Molecular function (GO): RNA polymerase II cis-regulatory region sequence-specific DNA binding; DNA-binding transcription factor activity, RNA polymerase II-specific
Source: RefSeq, a predicted model, not a curated record
GGCACCGAGUUCCUUAUAACGCCCGCCGAUUCCCCGCCCUCACUCUCGCCGCUGCAAGAUAUCACCGUCCCCCCCUCCUCCCUCCAGGGAGGGGAAAAAGGAGGAAAAAGAAAAGGAAAGAGGAGGGAGAAAUAUCCUAAAAAGAAAAAAAAGAGAGAAAGAGGAGGUAUAUGUUUAGUGGUGGGGAGAAAGCGAAGGAGGCAAAAAGGAAAAGAGGAGGACUAGAGGAAAGGCAGCGCUUUCCAGAGAAGAGAUGGAAAGAUCGAAUCGAAAGAGAUCUAACCUGCGGCAGCAGCUCGGAUGAGUUGGGAGCAGAUCGCAGGUCCUUUUGGCUGGGGGGGAAACGCCGUCAAGCCCAGCAGCAGCAGCAGCAGCAGCAGCAGCUACUCCAGGCGCUUUGAUGCGAGCUCUCAUGCCACAUGAUAAGACUGUUGAGGAGGAGUUUUGAGCUGAUCCCAGCUGGGAGAAGGAGCCGCCGACGAGUUGAACCCAGCUUCUCUUCCUUCCCCCCUCCACUCCCGCCCCGCUGCUGCUCCUUUGGUGAGGUGGGGGGGAAACUCCCUCGCCACCCCCGCCACCCCCUCAUCAUCAUCACCACCAUCACCAGCGUUAAGGAAAGCCGAGCUCGGUCUGGGAGAGCCGGCGGGGAGAUCAGAAGCCCAGCCAACUCGGGGCUGAGGCAAGAGAGGAGUUUGAUCUGCUCCCAGAUGCCUGUCGGGCAAGAAGAAGGCAUCAAGGCCAGCAGAUAGAGGUGGAGGCAGAAGAAGGCGAGGAGGAGGAGGAGGAGGAGGAGGAAGAGGAGGAAGAGAGAGGGAGGGGAAGCAGGGCUGCCGCCAGCCCCGCUACCUGUUGGAGACGGAGCCUUGGAAGGGGGCUUGGAGCUGCUCCCAGGUGUCUUCUGGACUCCCGUCCGCUCUUCUCCCGCCUCCCUUCUUGUUUUGAUUAUUAAUCCCCCCUCUGCUGCCCAGCCCACCCUCCCACGAGCUGUGAUGACCCUGUCCGGCAGCCUGAGCGCCAGCGACAUGUCCGGCCAGACGGUGCUGACGGCCGAAGAUGUGGACAUCGACGUGGUGGGCGAGGGAGACGACGGCCUGGAGGAGAGAGACGGGGGAGGCGGCGGGGGCAGCAGCGACACCGAGGCCGGCACCAGCCCCUCGGCCGUCGCCGCGUCGGGGCUGCCUGCACAGCUGGCGCUGGACGAGGCGUCCGAGCUGGUGAUGGCCAAGGAGGCGUCCGCGGAGGCCAGCUCGGGCAGCGGCAGCCCCGUCGAGGAGAAGGCGGCCGGCGAGGAGGGCUCGGCGGCGGCGGCGGCGGCGGGCGCGCCGUCCGGGGCGGCUGCAGCCGCGGCUGCUGCCUCCAGCGGCGGCAAGCCCAAGAGCAGCCUGGUGAAGCCUCCCUACUCGUACAUCGCGCUCAUCACCAUGGCCAUCCUGCAGAGCCCGCAGAAGAAGCUGACGCUGAGCGGCAUCUGCGAGUUCAUCAGCAACCGCUUCCCCUACUACCGGGAGAAGUUCCCCGCCUGGCAGAACUCCAUCCGCCACAACCUGUCGCUCAACGACUGCUUCGUCAAGAUCCCCCGCGAGCCGGGCAACCCGGGCAAGGGCAACUACUGGACGCUGGACCCGCAGUCCGAGGACAUGUUCGACAACGGCUCCUUCUUGCGGCGCAGGAAGCGCUUCAAGCGGCACCAGCAGGAGCAGCUGCGCGAGCAGACGGCGCUCAUGAUGCACAGCUUCGGCGCCUACAGCCUCGCCGCCGCGGCCGCCGCCGCCGCCUCGGCCUCGGGCGGCCCCUACGGCCGCGCCUACGGCCUGCCCCACGGCGCCGCCUACCCGCACCCGGCGGCCGCCCUCCAGUACCCCUACAUCCCUCCCGUCGGGCCCAUGCUGCCGCCCGCCGUGCCGCUGCUGCCUUCCAGCGAGCUCAGCCGCAAAGCCUUCAACGCGCAGCUCAGCCCCAGCCUCCAGCUGCAGCUCAGCGGCCUCAGCGCCGCCGGCUCGGGCGCCCUGGCCGCCGGCGUCAAAGCCGAGCCCAGCAGCCGGCCCUCCUUCAGCAUCGAGAACAUCAUCGGCGGCGGCCCGGCCGUCAGCUCCUCGGGCGCCGUCAGCGCACAGACUUUCCUGCGGCCGCCCGUCACCGUGCAGUCGGGCCUGCUGGCGCACCAGCCGCUCUCGCUGGCCAGGAGUACGGCGGCCAUCGCGCCCAUCCUCAGCGUGCCUACAAACAUGAUCUCGGGACAGUUCUUGCAGCCCGCAGCCUCCGCCACUCCCGUCCAGGCGAAGUGGCCGGCGCAGUAG